AUGAGUGCAGAAACUCAGAGGGUAGUGGUGAUCCAGGAUGCAUCAAGAGAUGUUAGUUCAAAAGCUAUCCUUGGAGCCCUGGAAAAGUUUUCUGUUAAAGCUGGAGAUCAGCUUAUAAUUGUUGCUAUCCUUGAUUGGAUUAGCAGUCCCAUGGGUUACAUGGUCAGAGUUGAUUCCAGUUCAAUGAUGAUUUCAACAAACCAGAAAAUAAUUGGAAAAUGGCAUACCAAAAAAAAGAAAGAAUAUCUCAUGAACGAGAACAUCAAGGAGAUUUCCAACUACUGUAAAUUGAAUGAGAUUGGAUUCCAAAUUGAAGUGCUUGUAGGACCUACUGCAGAGGUUGCCUCUACUGCUGCCAAGGAUUUUCAGGCCACAAGUUUGAUUUUAUUUAGACAGAUCCACAAAGAUAUGAAGUAUUUCAUGCGCCGGCAUCCUUGUGGCAUGUAUAGGAUAACAAGUGACAAUUCAAUUGAGAGGUUGAAAGAUCCAAAAUCAACAUCCAGCACCAAAUCACUUGUUGACAGGCAAGAAAAUGUAAGCUAUAAAGAAAUGUUUCCAGGAAGUGAAGAGGAAGAACGUUCUCUUCAGAGUGAGUAUCAAGCAGUGUCCAGGUCUUCAUCAAGUGAUAUGUUGACAUCAACUGGAGCCUCAAGUCAGUGGAGUACAGAAGUCUCCAAUUCUAGUUUUGGAAGCUUCCGGUAUGGCCAUCAACACCAAGAGGGAAAUUUCUAUUCAAAUAUAGAACAAGAAACAGCAGGAAACCGAUCACUAUUUCACAUUUCGGAGAAUGAAGAAAUGAACCAAUCGGAAGUAGAUAAAAAAGAGAAACACGGUAGAAAUACUGAAAAAUCUCAUAUGGAGGAAGAAUUUACAAAUCCACUUUGUUCUGUGUGCAAUAAUCGACGACCAAAAGUUGGAUUGCAGAUAGAUUUCACUUAUGCAGAGCUCUUUGCUGCUACAAAAGGAUUUUCUCCCAACAACUUUCUGUCAGAAGGAGGAUUUGGAUCUGUCUACAAAGGACUGCUUAAUGGAAUGAAGAUUGCUGUCAAGCAACAUAAAAAUGCAGGUUUCCAAGGAGAGAAGGAGUUUAAGUCCGAAGUGAAUUUACUUAGCAAAGCAAGACAUGAGAAUGUGGUUGUGCUGCUAGGUUCAUGCUCAGAAGGAACUAAUAGGCUUCUUGUGUAUGAAUAUGUUUGCAAUGGUUCACUAGACCAACAUCUAUCAGAACAUUCUCGCUCACCUCUUAGUUGGGAAGAUAGGAUCAAUAUAGCAAUUGGAGCUGCCAAAGGCUUACUAUACUUACACAAGAAUAAAAUGAUACACAGAGAUGUGAGACCAAAUAAUAUCCUUAUAACACAUGAUCAUCAUCCAUUGAUAGGAGACUUUGGAUUAGCAAGAAGUCAAAAUGAAGACUCGAUACACUCAACCGAAGUUGUUGGAACUUUGGGGUACUUGGCACCAGAAUAUGCAGAACAUGGGAAAGUGUCUAGCAAAACAGAUGUAUACUCUUUUGGAGUGGUUCUACUGCAGCUAAUAACAGGAAUGAGAACUACAGAUAAAAGACUUGGAGGAAGAAGUCUUGUGGGAUGGGCAAGGCCACUUUUAAAAGAGAGGAACUAUCCAGAUUUAAUUGAUGAAAGGAUCAUUAAGGCUCAUGAUGUUCAUCAACUAUUUUGGAUGGUUCGAAUAGCUGAGAAAUGUCUAAGCAGAGAGCCUCAAAGGAGACUAAAUAUGAUUCAGGUUGUUGAUGCUUUGACUGACAUUGUGGAAGGCAGAACAUGUGACAGCAUCUUAAGAGAUUACUCCCCAGCAAGGUCAGAUUCGAUUUAUAGUGCAUCAGAGUCUGACGAAUCUGAAGAUGAAAUGAAGGAAUCCUUCAAGUGCGAAGAUGAAUCACCAACUCGCAGUUCAGAAUUCAUAGAUAGUAAUAGCACAUGUCAGAUGAUGCACAUGAAUUUAAGACAGCCACCAUCUCCUCCAAUUCAGAGCGUCUCUCUAAGUAGCUCAAGCUCGCAUUAUUCUCAUGAUGAGUCAACUAGUGAUGGUGAAGCAUUACAAAUAUCAAAAUCCAAUGAGGGUAGCUCAAUUUUUAGAUGCUAG
Vigna angularis (adzuki bean) is the source of this 2100-nucleotide messenger RNA. RefSeq names its product probable serine/threonine-protein kinase PBL6. Bases 1 to 2100 code for a protein of 699 amino acids. Gene Ontology annotation, cellular component: plasma membrane. Gene Ontology annotation, biological process: protein phosphorylation. Gene Ontology annotation, molecular function: ATP binding; protein tyrosine kinase activity. NCBI's taxonomy places the organism in Eukaryota, Viridiplantae, Streptophyta, Magnoliopsida, Fabales, Fabaceae. The transcript has 9 exons. The record is from RefSeq and is a predicted model, not a curated record.